Oryza sativa Japonica Group (Japanese rice) is the source of this 1050-nucleotide messenger RNA. RefSeq names its product cysteine-rich receptor-like protein kinase 19. Lineage: Eukaryota; Viridiplantae; Streptophyta; Magnoliopsida; Poales; Poaceae. The record is from RefSeq and is a predicted model, not a curated record. Gene Ontology annotation, biological process: protein phosphorylation. Gene Ontology annotation, molecular function: protein kinase activity; ATP binding.
AUGUUCGCCGUCAUCAGGGCAAGACGAAGUUCACUUCCUGUAGGAAUCCCAAAACUUCCCCGUGUUCGACAGAGGGAAUUAAUGAACUUCAGUUUUAUUGAGUUGGAGGCUGCCACUCAUAACUUUGCAACAACAAUUGGUCAAGGUGGUUCUGGAACUGUCUACAAGGGUGUUUUAUCUGAUGGGGUUCAGGUUGCUAUCAAGAAACAUACAGAUGGAUUUCCAUCUCAAUAUGACGAGAUGCCCAAAAAGCAUCCUUUGAUCCUUCUACGUUCAAUGCUUGAGCAUAAAAAUAUAGUUAAACUUGUAGGAUAUUGCCACGAAUACAGGGAAAUUGAAAUGCCGAAAGAAAAUGCCACAAAUGGAAAUGUUUCUGCCAAAGAAGAAUUUCUUUUGCUGGUUGAAGAAUACAUGACAAAUGGAAACUUGGGCAACUUAAUCUAUGGGGGGUUGCUUGAUUGGUCCUCCCGAUUAAAAAUAAUUGAAGGGAUAACCCAGGGAGUUGUUUACCUUCACACCCACUCCGAGAAACCUAUAGUCCAUCUGGACCUGAAACCAGACAACAUACUUUUGGAUUCUAACAUGAACCCUAAGAUUGGUGAUUUUGGAUUAUCUGAAGAAUUACAAGAUGACUACAUUAAUGCAAGCGUUAGUGGAACACUGGGCUAUAUGCCACCAGAAUAUAUUAUAGAAGGUACUGUCUCUUUGAAGAAUGAUGUCUACGGUUUUGGUGUGACACUACUUGAGACCAUUAGUGGAAUGAGUGAGUCUGGACGAGGUGCUCGUCAUCAAGCUUCGAUUGAGUGGGCAUGGAACGUACGUCUAUCUGGAGGUAUGAACAAGUUAUUCGAUCCCCGGCUUUGCGACGAAUCUCAACUGAAGGAGAUCAAAAGAUGCAUGGAUAUUGGACUGCUCUGUACCCAGAACAAAGCGACAGAGAGGCCAACCAUGCAGGAUGUUCUUAAAAUGAUUCAGGGCAAGAAGAAGGAAGGUUCUCAGGCUGCUGGAAUUGUAGGCAAUGCACAAGUGGGCAAUAGGGUGAUGCAGUAG